AACAACGUGGAUUCAGUGCAGUUCACCGGUGUGCAGUAAUAGUGUUAUGUGUGGCCAGAGUCUUGUUCUCUCUCUAAAAUGCAGAUAUCUAGUGUGAAUGAUGUGAAGAUUUACAACUUAAGCCAUGGAAAGUCUCUUCCCGAGUGGUUGUCAGAUCGGAAGAAAAGACAGCUCCAGAAGAAAGAUGUGGACAUCCAGCGUAGGAUUGAGCUCAUCCAGGACUUUGAGAUGCCCACAGUGUGCACCUCUAUCAAAGUGUCGAGAGAUGGGCAGUUCAUCCUGGCAGCAGGCACUUACAAGCCCAGGAUUCGCUGUUACGACACCUAUCAGCUCUCCCUGAAGUUUGAGCGCUGUCUGGAUUCAGACAUUGUGGCCUUUGACAUCCUGUCUGAUGACUACUCAAAGCUGGUGUUUCUACACUGUGACCGCUACGUAGAGUUCCACUCCCAGCACGGACACUACUACAAGACACGUAUUCCAAAGUUUGGACGGGACUUCUCUUACCACUACCCGUCCUGUGACCUCUAUUUUGUGGGGACAAGUUCAGAGGUGUUCAGACUGAAUCUGGAACAAGGGCGCUUCCUCAACUCACUCCAGACUGAUGCUGUGGAGAACAAUGUGUGCCAUAUCAACCCCGUCCAUCAUUUGUUUGCCACAGGCACCUCUGAGGGAAGGGUUGAAUGCUGGGACCCUCGUGUCCGGAACAGAGUGGGCAUGCUGGACUGCGCCCUGAGCAGCCUCGCUGAAGGAACAGAAGUUCAAGGUUUGCCCUCCAUCAGUGCUCUGAAGUUUAAUGGCUCCCUCACCAUGGCAGUCGGCACCAGCACAGGACAGGUGCUGCUGUACGACCUGCGCUCCAGCAAGCCGCUGCUGGUUAAGGACCACUUCUACAACCUUCCAAUCAAGUCACUCAACUUCCACGAUCAAAUGGACCUGGUUGUGUCUGCUGACUCCAAGAUUAUAAAAAUGUGGAACAAAGACAGUGGCAAGGUGUUCUCCUCCAUACAGCCUCAGACCAACAUUAAUGAUGUGUGCAUGUAUCCUCAUUCAGGUAUGCUCUUCACUGCCAAUGAAGACCCCAAGAUGAACACGUUCUACAUCCCGGCUCUGGGCCCAGCUCCGAGAUGGUGCUCCUUCCUGGACAACCUGACAGAGGAGCUGGAGGAGAGUCCAGAGAGCACAGUGUACGAUGACUACAAGUUUGUCACCCGGAAGGACCUGGAAAAUCUGGGUUUGUCUCACCUGGUGGGAUCAUCUCUCCUGAGAGCCUACAUGCACGGCUUUUUCAUGGACAUAAGGCUUUACCACAAGGUCAAAAGCAUGGCGAAUCCUUUCGCAUACGAGGAGUAUCGCAAGGAUAAGAUCCGCCAGAAGAUUGAGGAGUCCAGGACUCAGAGAGUGCAGGUUAAGAAGCUGCCCAAGGUGAACAAGGAGCUGGCUCUCAAGCUGAUGGAGGAGGGUGAUGACGCAGCAGAGCUGGCUUCUAGGAAAAAGAAGGGCAAGGCUCUCCCCAGCAUCCUGGGCGACGACCGCUUCAAGGUGAUGUUUGAAAAUCCAGACUACCAAGUAGACGAGCAGAGCGAGGAGUUCCGCCUGCUCAACCCCAUCGUCUCCAAGGUUGGACAAAAAAGGAAGAAGAAGCUGCGUCUCCUGGCUCAGCAGGCCGCAGCCUCCCAGCAGGCAGCAGAAGAGGAGGAGGAGCCCGAGGGGCGAGCCAGCUCCGAGGAGGAGAGCUCGGACGACGACAAGAGCUGGGUGGAGGAGGUGAGGGAGCAGCGGAGGCUGCUGCGGCAGGAGGACCGAGACCGCCGGCGGCAGGAGAGGAAGGAAGCAGACCGCAACACUGUCCUGCUGGAGAGGGAACAGAACGGAGGAGAGAAAACCUCAAACAUGGCUGAGAGCAAGAAGACAAGUCAGCCUCAGUUUUAUCAGAUCAAAGCCGGGGAGGAGUUCCGAAGUUUUAAUGACAUGGCCCGCAAGCAGAAACUACAGAAGGCUUCUCUGGAGGACCGUCUGAAGUUGGAGGAGCACUCUGGAACUAGCAACAUGGCCGACACUGCAGUUGGUAGCAAACAGCUAACCUUCACUCUCAAAAAGUCGGAGCAGCAGAGGAAGCAGCAACAGGCAGAGCGGGAGCACCAUGAGGAGAGGAGGAAGGUGAGGCGCUCGGCCGGGCACCUGAGCAGCGGCCGCGGAAGAGGCUGGGGCGGCGGCAGGGGAAGAGGAAGAGGAGGAAGAGGCCGGCACUGAGGAGCGUAGCUUCAUCCUCUCGUGGAUGGACAACAGAGGCAUUCCUGGCAAAGUCCUCACCUAAAAAUCUAAGGUUUCGUAGUUUCUGCCAUUGACUCAACUCUGACAGUCUUCAGUUGUUGAAGAAAGCUGCUCUGAAGCCUGAGGGACAUUCUGCACAAGGCACAGACUGACACCGGUGAACAGAUGAUCCUGGUCCUGCUCCUGGGUGGUCUGAGCCAUGUUUUUAGCUGCGCUCUGCAAAUUCAGAGCAUUUUAAAAAAAGAUUACCUAUGUUGCUGCCUCUGUGCAUAUAGCACGUAUGCCAUUAUCCAAAAGCAUCUUGACUACAUUGUGUUUUUUUCGGUGGGGGUGGCUCCAAGAGGAAUUACAGAUGUGAGGAGCUGAAAGGACUUGACAUGACCUGCCUUCUCUUGGGCAUUUAGUUUCAGUGGAGCCUACUUCUUCUUAUAAUGGAUUGGGAAAGGCUGUGAGUGUAAAAUGAUCAUUUGCUCAUUACUGUAUAUUGUUAAGCCAGCAUUGGAUUAACAACACUUGUACUAUUGGUACAACACUUGCUCUUCUACUUUGUUUUUAUUCCUGAAAAUCAAAAUAUACCAUUUUCCACUGAGCGCCAAAAUGGCUUUAAAAUGUAUAAAUGCUAAGUCAAACUAGACCAUGCUUCCUUUGCAGCAGAUUACUACCUACUUGCGUCAGAAGAAGUAAUAGGAGGGGAGGGGGAAAAUGUGAAUGAGGAAAGUUUUUUUUUUUUUUUUCCUUUCCCCCGCCAACAACUGCAGUUCUUGGAAAAAGGAGGACUGCUUGGGUGUCCUUCCCAUCCCCCAAUGUGCUGAUGGUGAUGGUGUGAACCCCCUCUGCUCCUGUAUUGGCCCAUUUCGAAUGGGAGGGAGGUGCGUUUCAGCGCUCAGCAUGCCAAACAUGGCCCUCCAGGCUCAUUUGAGCUCAUUUGAUGUCACCAUGCUUUUUCACCAUGGCCCAUCUGUCAGGUUUUGUGGCAGCAUGAACAACACCUCACUGAAGAGCAAUCCAAUAAAUUAGCAUGUUAAUUUCUCCCUGGACAUUUGCUGCAAGAGCCUUACAUACCAUCAGAGCUGUGAGCUUUAUAACUCUCAUAUCUGUACAGUAAAUAUGAAGCUAGAGCUGGCAGGCAGUUAGGUUAACUUAGCAUGAAGACGGGGAAACAGCUAGCCUGGCUUUGUCCAUAUAUCUUAUCUGUUUAACACGUACAAAAAAAUGAAACAGAUUUUUAAAAUGACAGUGUCAUUUUAUGGGGAUUUCUGUGCAAGUCUGUUGCCUCAGGGUUUAACAUACUCUAAAAAAGAAAUUCAUGAACACAAAGCCCUUCUGGGAUGAACAGGAAGUGUCUUGUUCCUACCCAAGUAUUUGUUGAGAGAUUUUUGUCAGUAGAAAGUGUGUUACUGAGGCUAGAUGACAAAGCUCCAUCCUUUGUGUUGGGAAACCAGUGGCACUGUCAUACCAUAGAAAAAAAACCCCAUCAUUUAGCUAAGUGUCAUCUGGUAUAGUUGUCUAAUCUGGGUUCCAGGCAAAGUGCCCCCUUUUUCUCUCACAAUGCUUUGACUUCACCAUGACAACUGGCAACAGGGCCACAGGAAGUGGGUCAACCAAACCUGUCACAAAGAAUGAGAAAACAAACCGAACUUCCACAGAGGCAAGGACAGGCUAUGUGAGAUAACGUCCCUUAUAAGCCAACCCAUUGGGUGGACCUGCAUUAUGCCACGUGGUUUGAGCUGUCUUCAGAUUUUCUGACUCGAGACACUUAACAAGGUUUUCUCUGGAAAUGAUCAAACCUGUUCCUUACUUGAAACCACGCAAAUUAGAACUAACCGGGAAAAAAAAAACCAGUCCAGUCACCUCCAACUGGACGGUAGUAACCUCAGAUAUUUUUAAAUCUGGAUCAAUAAAACCAAAACUGUCUGCAUGGCUAGUUAUUACUAGGGUAAAGUGAGAAAAUAUGAAAGUACAUCUGCUGAUUGACAGUCUAGGUGGUUUUAUGUGUGUACACAAGUUGUACGUUUUGUUUAAUGUGUUCCUGACUUACUUCCAUACUGUUCCAUACUUGCUGUAGUAUGCAAAUAUGAGGGAACCACAUUUUGAACCUCAUUUACAUAUUAUGUAGGUUUGAAGCCAUAAAGCCUGCAGAAAUAUCGUUUGUGAACUUAGUAGUGUGUGUUAACAUGAGAAUCCUGAAAUGAAAACAUAUCCUUGUUUGAGCUCAUACACACAGUGUUUGCUUAAAGGAGACUGCAGUGUGCAUGGGCUUGCUGGUUAGACUUGUUUAGUUCUUAACUAGCCCCCCCCAGGGAUUGUGUUACCCAAUCUUCACUUCAUUGAAAAAAAAAAAAAAAAAAGUUUUUAGUAUUUAAUGUUCUGGA
Toxotes jaculatrix (banded archerfish) is the source of this 4643-nucleotide messenger RNA. RefSeq names its product nucleolar protein 10 (gene nol10). The transcript has 21 exons. Gene Ontology annotation, cellular component: 90S preribosome; nucleolus; nucleus. Gene Ontology annotation, molecular function: protein binding. NCBI's taxonomy places the organism in Eukaryota, Metazoa, Chordata, Actinopteri, Toxotidae. Bases 79 to 2250 code for a protein of 723 amino acids. Gene Ontology annotation, biological process: maturation of SSU-rRNA from tricistronic rRNA transcript (SSU-rRNA, 5.8S rRNA, LSU-rRNA). The record is from RefSeq and is a predicted model, not a curated record.